Molecule: messenger RNA, 1059 nt
Organism: Dicentrarchus labrax (European seabass)
Lineage: Eukaryota; Metazoa; Chordata; Actinopteri; Moronidae
Product: CD209 antigen-like protein E
Exons: 6
Coding region: 55-960 (301 amino acids)
Source: RefSeq, a predicted model, not a curated record
CAGUGUCCUGAUAAAUAAUCUUGUGUGUGCUCUCAUAAACUGACAAUUGUCAGAAUGGAGAGGAGAGCAAAUUUUGAUGGCGGAUUUAACACACUGAUUUGUGAAGAUGGCGAACACGAUGAGCAGGAUCCUCAAUACUCCCACUCUAACCAAGGCGGGAAAAAAGUAUUCACGUACAUUACGACGCCUUGGAAACAUAGAGACAGACUGGUUGCAGUGAGCCUGGCGCUACUCGCUAUCUUUCUACUCAUAGUUGAUAUCAGCCUGGGGGCCCACUACAACAACCUCAAAGAUACCAGCGUUACCAUUAAUGAUACAGAACGCAUCAGCAAUAAUUUGACCCAACUCCAAGAAACUUACAAGGCCGCAGUGGAAACCAUGAAUGGUUUCAAGAAGCAGCUCGAAAGAGAGAAGAUCAGUCAGAAACCAACCACCUGGGAGUUAAAACACCAGACAAAAAGAAGUACAGACUAUAAAGUGCUGUUGGAUAAACUGACUAAGGACACUGCAGCACUGAGAUCCCGCUUACCAAAGAUUGAUGGUGGCUGCAGACACUGUCCACAAGGAUGGAUUUUGAUGAACUCUGUGUGUUACUACUUCUCUAAGGGUAUAAUAAAAACUUGGCAAAAAUCCAGAGACUUCUGCCAGAUGUAUGGAGGUGACCUUCUAGUCAUAGACAGCAAAGACAAAGAGAACACAACUGUAACUCACUUGGUAGAUAGUUUGAACCCAACAACAUGGGGCUUCUGGGUUGGACUGAGUGAUAACAACGAGGAAGGAACUUGGAAAUGGGUGGAUGGAACAAUACUGGUUGAGGGGUACUGGAGGGAUGGAGAACCAAAUGAUGUUGGUAACGAAGACUGUGCAGUGGUGCAUCCUGAAGAAAACUUCUUCCAGGCUUGGAACGAUGUUAGUUGUCAAUCCAAGUCGUAUUGGAUUUGUGAAAAAGCACUAAGUUAAGUUAACAGUGUAUAUGUACUGCAAGUUGCCUGCAAGCUUAAGUGUUUAAACUUUUAGACACCUUCUGACAUUUCCUGUAAUAAAGAACAGAAUCAGUCA